AACAUGGCCAAGAAAAAAAAAGAUGUAGGUGAUGGGUCUUCACCAGAAAUAGACCCUUGUGAGCUUAACUAUCAGUGUAAUGCAUUGCUUUUUUUUUCUUUUUUUUUUUUCUCAAUUCCGCUGGCAAUAAACCACAAACUGAGCUCUGACAUUGAGUUUUUUUAAGCUUAUUUCAACUCUCACACACAUAAGUAAUGAAGAGUUGAAGCUAGGGGUUUUGUGCUGAGGACUUCUCUUCUUACCAGCUGCUUUCUGAAAUGAUUGGAGCAAUUGGUGGAUGGUUCCUUAGCCUUCCAAAGGUAGCUUACAAAUGAUUUGAAGUAUUGAUUCUUUCUGAGCCUCACCAGACUAUUCUUGCAAAAUUCAUUGCUGUUGGUUCGUGAAUAAGUCAGGUCACAUAAGAAACACUGUAAGAACACUGCGGAGUUGGUGAGAAGCAAGUGCUCCACUGUGAUUCUUGUCCUGCACGAGGAAAAUGGGCUGUGAUCGGAACUGUGGGCUCAUUGCUGGAGCUGUCAUUGGUGCAGUCUUGGCUGUGUUUGGGGGCAUUCUCAUGCCAGUUGGAGACAUGCUCAUUGAGAAGACAAUCAAAAAGGAAGUUGUCCUUGAAGAAGGAACAAUUGCUUUCAAAAACUGGGUUAAAACAGGCACCAAUGUGUACAGACAGUUUUGGAUCUUUGAUGUGCAGAACCCAGAUGAAGUGGCAUUGAACAGUAGCAAAAUCAAAGUUAAGCAGAGAGGUCCUUACACAUACAGAGUUCGUUAUCUAGCCAAGGAGAAUAUAACUCAGGACCCUGAGGACCACACUGUCUCUUUUGUACAGCCCAAUGGAGCAAUCUUUGAGCCUUCCCUGUCUGUCGGGACCGAGAAUGACAGCUUCACCGUUCUCAAUCUGGCUGUGGCAGCUGCACCACAUAUAUACACAAACUCAUUUGUUCAAUCUGUGCUCAAUUCACUUAUCAAAAAGUCCAAGUCUUCUAUGUUCCAAACAAGAACUUUGAAAGAGCUGCUGUGGGGUUACAAGGAUCCGUUCUUGAGUUUGGUUCCAUAUCCUAUUUCCACCACGGUUGGAGUGUUUUAUCCUUACAAUAAUACUGUAGAUGGAGUUUAUAAAGUUUUCAAUGGAAAGGAUAACAUAAGCAAUGUUGCCAUAAUUGAGUCCUAUAAAGGAAAAAGGAAUUUGUCCUACUGGCCAAGUUAUUGUGACAUGAUUAAUGGCACAGAUGCAGCCUCUUUCCCACCUUUUGUUGAGAAGUCUCGGAUACUGAGGUUCUUUUCCUCUGACAUUUGCAGGUCCAUCUAUGCUGUGUUUGGAUCUGAUGUUGACCUUAAAGGAAUCCCUGUGUACAGAUUUAUUCUUCCAUCCAAGGCCUUUGCCUCACCACUGCAGAAUCCAGACAACCACUGCUUCUGCACUGAAAAGAUCAUCUCAAAGAACUGUACAUCAUAUGGUGUGCUAGACAUCGGCAAAUGCAAAGAAGGAAAGCCUGUGUACAUCUCCCUUCCACAUUUCCUACAUGCAAGUCCUGAUGUUUCAGAACCUAUUGAAGGCUUAAACCCAAAUGAGGAAGAGCAUAGGACAUACUUGGAUGUGGAGCCUAUAACUGGAUUCACUCUACAAUUUGCAAAACGACUGCAGGUCAACAUACUGGUCAAGCCAGCCAAAAAAAUCGAAGCAUUAAAGCAUCUGAAGAGAAAUUAUAUGGUACCUAUACUUUGGCUUAAUGAGACUGGAACUAUUGGUGAUGAGAAAGCAGAAAUGUUCAGAAGUCAAGUGACUGGAAAAAUAAAGCUUCUUGGCCUGGUAGAAAUGGUCUUGCUUGGGCUAGGAGUGGUGAUGUUUGUUGCUUUUAUGAUUUCAUACUGUGCUUGCAGAUCCAAGAAUGGAAAAUAAGUAGUAAAUGAGCCUACAUUUAUGCACCAGCUACAUAAAGAUCUUUGAAAGAACCAAUCUACAAAUGGAGACUUAAUAUAUGCUUUGUUUUUAUAAAACACAUCUAUCUUUAGUUGAAGAAAUGGUGGUGUUCUCUCUCUCUCUCUCUCUUUCUCUCUCUCUCUCUCUCUCUCUCUCUC
Molecule: messenger RNA, 2073 nt
Organism: Onychomys torridus (southern grasshopper mouse)
Lineage: Eukaryota; Metazoa; Chordata; Mammalia; Rodentia; Cricetidae
Gene: Cd36
Product: CD36 molecule
Exons: 15
Coding region: 476-1894 (472 amino acids)
Biological process (GO): long-chain fatty acid import into cell; lipoprotein transport; amyloid-beta clearance by cellular catabolic process
Cellular component (GO): caveola; cytoplasm; cell surface
Molecular function (GO): low-density lipoprotein particle binding; scavenger receptor activity; low-density lipoprotein particle receptor activity
Source: RefSeq, a predicted model, not a curated record